This is a messenger RNA of Mirounga angustirostris (Northern elephant seal), 1606 nucleotides long. It is a transcript of the gene SPMIP5, whose product is annotated as sperm microtubule inner protein 5. The transcript has 6 exons. The record is from RefSeq and is a predicted model, not a curated record. NCBI's taxonomy places the organism in Eukaryota, Metazoa, Chordata, Mammalia, Carnivora, Phocidae. Bases 452 to 1303 code for a protein of 283 amino acids.
CCGACCCCUCCGGGCCCCCACCCCCAGCACACGUCCUCUCCACGCUCCUCCCCUCGGAUUUCACCUCCUCCAGGCCGCUGCCCAGGCUGCCACCCACCCUCACCGGACUGAGCCCCCUCCCCAGGGCCACGCCUUUGGAUAACAUAAUGCUGCCCUCAGAAUUAGAUGUCGUCCGUCCGUUCAUACCUCCUUGGCUGGGAGAACCCUUAAGCAAGUUAGCCUCUCCGUGCCUUCUUUUUCUCCUCUAUAAACGGGGGACUCAAACGGGAACUGACCCUUAGGGCACGGAGGAUGGAACAGGAGUGCGGGUCCGCGUCAGCUGCGCCGGAGCGAGCGCUCUGUGUCUGAGCGUGUUUAUAGUUCCCAGCACUGCGGACUGAACGUGGACCGUGGCCCUCCCCACCACCCCUGAGACCACCGGUCGUGGCCCCCAAGGCCUCACUUUUGAGAGAUGAACUGGCUUGGCAGCAGCAUCAACAGAUGCCCAGAUGCAGGACCUGUCCCUUUGGGGGGGACCGGAAGCCAUCCUGGAAGGGGGACGGGUUCUGGCUGGGGAUGCAGCAGCCACAUAAACCCGAUGUCAGCGAGCGAAAUCAUGGAGUCUUCCGAGACCUUCAUGAGACAUCUGCCCAUCACACCAGGCUACAGUGGUUUCGUGCCCUACCUUAGCUGCCAGCAAGCCACCAGUAAGGACAACAUGGCCCACUGUCUGAAGAUCUUCCAGGAGAGCACACAGCACUAUAAAAACCAGAUGGAGGAAUUUCGCUGCUCGACGGCCACUGCCCGGAGGCUGAAGCCCGUCUGCUCCGAGCAGACCGUCCUGCGGGCGCUACAUCAAUACUAUCGGCAAUACCACCCCCUGAGUCUGGAAUGCAAAAACAUAAAGAAACCUUUCCAGGAGCCCCCGAUCCCUGGCUGGGCUGGCUACCUCCCAAGAGCCAGGGUCACCGAAUUGGGCUGUGCCACGCGAUAUGCUGUCAUGGCCAGAAACUGCUACAGGGACUUCCUGGGCAUCGUGGAGCAGGCCAAGAGGGCACACCUGAAGCCAUUUGAGGGAAUAUAUGGAGAUGGGUCCACACAACCUCCUCCUGCCCCUUCUCCAGAAGUUUUGCAGCAUGGAGGGCUGCUGCCCAAGUAUCUGGAUUUUUCUCUCCCAGGUGGGAGCUGUCUUGGCCACGGAAGACUGCUGACAGAGGACCCCGGACCUCCAGUGACGUGUGGCUGUGCCCAAAGGACAAAUAUGUCGUGCAACGGGAAGAUUUAUCUCGAGCCACUGUCCUCAGCAAAGCAUGCAGAAAGCUGAUGCAGACAGCCUCCCAGGGAGAGGUGAACUUAAAGGGGGACUCAGAAGCUCACCAUUCUUGCAUGAGAACCAGCCCCUCACCCACACCCAACAGGCACUAGGGAAAUUUCAAAACCUAAGAAUCCUUUCAGUGGCCACCUGCACCCUGUCUGUUUGGCAAUAGCGUGUCAUCAAUGAUAAAGAUCUUUCAUUGUGUGGGAAUAAAGAGGAUACUUCUCAGCAUGCUGAAGGUUUUUAUGGGGGACGGGUUUCUAGGUUAUGCUGACCUGGAGAAGAGCCAGGGUGAGGCCGCUCUCUUCCUUA